CGCCGCGCCGCCCUCCGCCUCGCCGCCGUUCCCGAUUCCGGCCGCCUCCCAAGCCCAAAUCCCACGGCGCGGAUCUUCUGUAACCUUGCCCCUCCUCCCCUUCGCCGGCUGCCUGGUUCUCCCACCUAGGAGCCGAGUUAGGGUUUUCGUCGCGGAUUUCUAGGGUUUGGGAUCGCGUUCUGCGGCGGGUGGGCACGCAUGGGCGUCUCUGCUUGACGUGCGGGAGGUAGAAGAGGGGAGCGGAGAUGCUGACGGAGAAGCCGAGCUGGGUUCGCCAUGAGGGGCUGCAGAUCUUCUCCAUCGACAUCCAGCCCAGCGGCCUCCGCUUCGCCACGGGCGGCGGCGACCAGAAGGUUCGCAUAUGGAACAUGAAGUCAGUAAGUAAAGACGGUCAAAACGAUGAUGCCAACCAGAGAUUGCUGGCAACAGUACGAGACCAUUUUGGAUCGGUAAACUGUGUGAGAUGGGCCAAGCAUGGCCGGUUUCUUGCUUCAGGAUCAGACGAUCAAGCUAUCCUAAUUCAUGAAAGGAAAGCUGGUUCUGGUACAUCUGAGUUUGGAAGUGGAGAACCUGCGGAUAUAGAAAAUUGGAAGGUUGUAAUGACAUUAAGAGGGCAUACUGCGGAUGUGGUAGAUCUGAAUUGGUCCCCUGAUGACUCGACGCUGGCUAGCGGCAGCUUGGACAACACAGUUCACAUCUGGAGCAUGACCAACGGUAUUUGUACUGCUGUCUUGCGAGGGCAUUCCAGCUUAGUUAAAGGAGUUACUUGGGAUCCUAUUGGAUCUUUUAUUGCAAGCCAGUCAGAUGACAAGACGGUUAUCAUAUGGCGUACAAGUGACUGGAGUCUUGCUCACAAGACCGAAGGCCAUUGGUCAAAAUCUCUUGGUUCGACAUUUUUUAGGCGGCUUGCUUGGUCGCCCUGUGGCCACUUCAUAACUACGACUCAUGGUUUCCAGAAACCUAGGCACUCAGCCCCGGUGCUUGAACGGGGCGAGUGGUCUGCAACAUUUGACUUUCUUGGACAUAACGCGCCUGUGGUUGUGGUGAAGUUUAAUCAUUCGAUGUUCCGUAAGCAUUUAGCUACUGGUCAAGAUGCAAAGGCUGCACCAGCUGGGUGGGCCAAUGGAGCAUCAAAAACAUCAGCAAAAGAACAGCAACCAUACAAUAUUAUUGCUAUCGGAAGUCAAGACCGGACAAUUACUGUUUGGACGACAGCAGGUGCCCGGCCAUUGUUUGUUGCUAAGCAUUUCUUCUCUCAAAGUGUGGUUGAUUUAUCUUGGAGCCCGGAUGGUUAUUCACUUUUUGCCUGCUCUCUGGAUGGAUCAGUUGCCACCUUUCACUUCGAAGCAAAGGAGCUCGGGUACAGGCUAAGUGAUUCUGAACUGGAUGAACUGAAGAGGAGUAGAUAUGGUGAUGUUAGAGGGAGGCAAUCAAAUCUAGCUGAAAGCCCUGCACAACUGCUGCUAGAAGAAGCAUCGGUGAAGCAAUUGGCUGGGAAGAAGGGAACACCCGCCGCUGUCCAGCAAUUUCAAGUGCCCCCAAAAGUUCCUGCAGACGUACCCAAACCACCAACUCCAGCUGUGCAAAUUCAGAAAGCUCCUGAACCUCUACCUGAAGAAGAGAAGAAAACAGCGGCUGAUGACACCACCAAAGUUACCCGAAUAUCUAGUCCAGUGAAACAAAGGGAGUACCGACGUCCUGAUGGUCGGAAAAGAAUAAUACCUGAGGCAGUUGGGUUUCCUUCUGGCCAGGAAAACAUUUCCAACCGUUCUCAGAAUCAGGCUGUUGAUUUCUCACCCCUAGAUCAGCGGAUGCGCCCUGGAGAGAACGGAAUAAGAUCAUCCUACAGUACUGCUGGUAAUAAUUGUAAUAACUACGGACGCACUGGCAUCACAGCGAGAGCCAACAUUAGCGAGAGUCUUGUCAUUCAAAAGGCUUCCGCCAAUGCUGGUAGUGAUGGAAGGUUGAGUGUUGAACACACCGGAUCUGUACUUCCAGGCUCGCUGGCCUCCUCUUCUGUGCUUUCUAUUACUGUACACAAUAAGAAGGAAAAUGAGGGUUCGUUGCCUGUCUGCCUUGAAGCAAAGCCAGUAGAACGCUCUGCAGGUGACAUGGUUGGAGUCGGUGGGUCAUUCUCAACAAAAGAAACUGAGAUUAAAUGUUCAAGAGAAAAGGAAACUCUUUGGUCGGACCGCAUCGCUGGAAAAGUUACUGUCUUGGCUGGUAAUGCAAACUUCUGGGCAGUUGGCUGCGAAGACGGUUGCCUGCAGGUUUACACAAGAUGUGGAAUGAGAGCGAUGCCAGCGAUGAUGAUGGGCUCAUCUGCCGUUUUCAUAGAUUGUGAUGACUGCUGGAAACUGCUUCUUGUAACAAGAAGAGGGUUGAUGUACAUAUGGGACCUCUAUAACAGGACGUGCAUUCUGCAAGAUUCUUUGGCAUCUCUGGUUGCCUCUCCAGACGACACAUCAUCAGCAAAAGAUGCCGGUACAGUAAAGAUUAUAUCUGCCGCAUUCUCAAGAUGUGGUUCACCCUUGGUUGUCCUUGUCAACCGACAUGCUUUCCUCUAUGACAUGAGCAUGAAGUGCUGGCUGAGGAUCGCCGACGAUUGCUUUCCUGGAUCGAAUUUUUCUAGCUCGUUUAGUUCGACUCAAGGUGGAGAGCUAGGGAAGUUGCAGAUCGACAUAGGAAAGUUCAUGGCUAGAAAGCCUAUGUGGAGCAGGGUUACUGAUGAUGGGGUGCAGACACGUGCCCAUCUCGAGACCCAGCUAGCGGCUUCGUUGGCUUUGAAGUCUUCACAAGAAUAUCGCCAACACCUCCUAUCCUACAUAAGGUUUUUGGCAAGAGAAGCAGACGAAUCUCGUCUACGUGAAGUCUGUGAGAGCUUUCUUGGUCCUCCCAUUGCCAUGGUUGAUGCUGCAUCUACUGAUGCUAAGAAUCCAUCAUGGGAUCCUGAUGUGCUUGGAAUGAAGAAACACAAGCUUCUUAGGGAAGAUAUACUUCCUUCGAUGGCGACGAACCGCAAGGUCCAGCGGCUGCUGAACGAGUUCAUGGACCUCUUGUCGGAGUAUGAAGGGGCUGAUGCAAACGUUGACAAGAUGGACGUGACACCUCCAGCAACCGAAGCCAAAGACACCGCUGACAAGAUGGACGUGACACCUCCAGCAACAGAAACCAAGGACGCCGCAGAUGUUGACAAGAUGGACGUGAUACCUCCAGAAGCCAAGGACGCCGCUGCCACAUAGCAAACUCCUUCCUAGUGUGUCUGCCAUUCUCCAGUCCAGCCGCUGGAGGUUUAUUUACUGACCCUCGGUAAGCAUAGGAGUGAAGCGCAUACAGCAUGUCUUAUUUUGAGAACUUCUCGCCCAUGGUUGUUUUGAUUUUCUGCUUGUAGUUGGUAGUUUCCCCCCUUGUUCGUCGAGGUGGCCUCGGUGGCACACCGUAACCGGUUCGCUGUAAGCCUGUAACGCGAGUGUAAUAGUAGAGAGAAAGCGAGGUCGCCUGAUGAUCAUGUAACCGUACAUCUGUAGAUGGUCUGAUGAACUUAAGCUCAUUUUGGUCCUU
Messenger RNA from Lolium rigidum, 3561 nucleotides. RefSeq names its product protein HIRA. Lineage: Eukaryota; Viridiplantae; Streptophyta; Magnoliopsida; Poales; Poaceae. Gene Ontology annotation, molecular function: protein binding; nucleosome binding. Gene Ontology annotation, biological process: DNA-templated transcription; regulation of DNA-templated transcription; chromatin remodeling. Gene Ontology annotation, cellular component: nucleus; HIR complex. The transcript is spliced from 10 exons. The coding region runs from base 246 to 3242 and encodes 998 amino acids. The record is from RefSeq and is a predicted model, not a curated record.